GAUGAAUACUCGCAGUUAUCAGCUUAUGAAAGGAAAAGACUAAAGAACAUUACGGAAAAUGCUAAAUUCUUUGCUGCUUUAAAGCUGCACGAGUCAGCUGCAAGACUUCAACAAAUUGCAACUAAAAGACAAUCUCAGGUCACCAAAAGAGCUAAGCCUAAAAAGGCAGAAGAUGAACCAGUACGGAGAAGAUCUAUGCGCCUGCAAAGGGUAGAGCCCUCGGGAAUUCCAGUGCCGGAGAUGCCUGCCCAGUCCGCAGCAGAGGAAUAUCCUCAGGUUCCAGCCGGACCUUUGCCGAUGGUUCCCGAAGAUCAGAUGGAGAACAGGAAGCUGACAGAGGACUUACUGACGACAUGGAUGAGGAUAAGCGAGAUGGAAGGUGCGGAUACCGAAAAGCACACACAUGACUUGAAAAGAUACCAAGAGAGCCUGAACAGCAUGCGGCUCAGCGAAGAGAACGUUAAGAAGGUUGUGAAAUACCGAGUGUGUUCUAUGGCUAUCCAUCCUUCCGAAAGCAUCGUCUUUGUGGCAGCUGGGGACAAGACCGGGCAGAUUGGCCUCUGGAACGUGAGCUCUAAGUCUGAAGAAGGAGCUCACGUCUUUGUUCCGCACAGCAGCAUGGUCAGCUGCAUGCAUUUCUCCCCGUGUAACCCUGCUCACUUGCUGUCUCUAAGCAAUGAGACUCUGCGCUGUGGUGAUGUCACUAGAGCUCUCUUUGAUGAGAUAUGCAGAACUGAAGAAGGCUUCUCUUCCUUUGACUUUUUGGAAGAUAAUGCCUCCACUGCAAUAGUAGGACACUGGGAUGGUGACGUCGCCGUUGUGGACAGACGGACCCCAGGAACAUCUUCAGAGCUUUCUGCAGACAUUGGCUUCCAGAGAACGAGGACGGUGCAUGUUCACCCCGUGAAGAAGCAGUAUUUCGUUGCUGCCGGCUCAGUGGAUGUUUGUGUUUAUGACGUUCGAUACCUGAAGUCUAAAGGGAACGAGCCCGUGAGCUCUCUGAAAGGACACACAAAAAGCGUCGCGUCCGCCUAUUUCUCGCCGGUAACUGGGAACAGAGUCGUGACAGUCUGUGCUGAUGAUAAGCUGCGGGUCUAUGACACCACCUCUUUGACAUCAGCAGUCGCUGUUCUCAGCACUGUCAGACACAACAACAACACGGGCCGCUGGUUAACCAGGUUCAGAGCAAUCUGGGACCCUAAACAGGAGGAGUGCUUCGUGGUGGGCAGUAUGGCCCGGCCAAGGCAAAUAGAAAUCUUCCAAGAUACUGGAAAAUUGUUGCACUCCCUUUAUAACCUCGACUGCCUCAGUUCCGUGUGCUCCAUUAACGUUGUUCAUCCCACUAAGAACAUCUUAGUGGGUGGCAACUCCAGUGGCCGCCUUCACGUGUUCAAAGAAUAA
Antrostomus carolinensis (chuck-will's-widow) is the source of this 1401-nucleotide messenger RNA. It is a transcript of the gene WDR76, whose product is annotated as WD repeat domain 76. Gene Ontology annotation, cellular component: nucleus. Gene Ontology annotation, molecular function: protein binding; DNA binding. Lineage: Eukaryota; Metazoa; Chordata; Aves; Caprimulgiformes; Caprimulgidae. The annotation marks the transcript as partial. The record is from RefSeq and is a predicted model, not a curated record. The transcript is spliced from 11 exons. Gene Ontology annotation, biological process: regulation of DNA damage checkpoint.